Anolis sagrei ordinatus is the source of this 1765-nucleotide messenger RNA. It is a transcript of the gene ZNF622, whose product is annotated as zinc finger protein 622. Gene Ontology annotation, molecular function: nucleic acid binding; zinc ion binding. Gene Ontology annotation, cellular component: preribosome, large subunit precursor. The record is from RefSeq and is a predicted model, not a curated record. Gene Ontology annotation, biological process: ribosomal large subunit biogenesis. NCBI's taxonomy places the organism in Eukaryota, Metazoa, Chordata, Lepidosauria, Squamata, Anolidae.
CGCGAGACGAGCAGCUUUCAGGAGGAAGAGCGGAAGCCACGUUGGUUUCAGUUGUCGCAGAACGCCUCUCUCUCCGGGUUGGGAAGCCGUGCUUAAGGAAGAGGAGAUUGAUUUGAAUGUCAUGGCAUCCUAUACCUGUAUCACUUGCCGCGUGGCUUUCAAGGAUGCCUCGGCCCAGCGUACGCAUUACCAGACCGACUGGCACAGGUACAACCUGAAGCGGAGAAUGGCUGAGAUGCCUCCUGUCACGGCUGAGAACUUCCAGGAGCGGGUUCUGGCCCAGCGAGCAUCUUUGGAGGAGCAGAACAAAGCCACAGCGACUUACUGCACAGCUUGCAGCAAGAGAUUUUCCAACUUCAAUGCUUACGAGAACCACCUAAAAUCCAAGAAGCACUUGGAUCUGGAAAAGAAAGCCGUCCAAGCUGUCAGCAAGAAGGUGGAACUCAUGAAUGAGAAGAACUUGGAAAAAGGCCUGGCCCAAGAGAGUGUUGACAAAGAUGCCUUGAACACAGCUAUUCAGCAAGCCAUCAGACCUCAGCCGUCCUCGUCGCCAAAGAAGGUCUCUUUGUUGCCCAGUGCCAUCCCCGAGACUUCCAUAGCUGUGGAAAGUAGCAGUUCAGUCCGAAGAAGAGAACGCAUGGAAAGAUCUCCCCGGCUUCAGUGGUUUGAAGAACAGGCUAAGAAAUUGGCGGAAGAACUGUCUUCUGAUGAAGAGGAUGAUGACGAUCUGGAGGAAGGCUGGGAAGAUGUAGACUCAGAUGAAGAAUUAGAGUGUGAAGAAGAGGAGACAGAAAGAAUCCCAGAUGAAGCAGGAGCAGGAGCAUCUGGGUCGAACCACCUCACUGCCGAUGCAAUCCCAGUAACUGAUUGUUUAUUCUGUUCCCACCACUCAAGCACCCUCAUGAAGAAUGUGAGCCACAUGACAAAAGCCCAUAGUUUUUUUAUUCCAGACAUAGAAUACCUCGUGGACCUCAGAGGGCUCAUCAAGUAUUUAGGGGAGAAGGUUGGAGUUGGGAAGGUCUGCCUAUGGUGCAACGAGAAAGGGAAGUCCUUUUACACAACAGAGGCUGUGCAAGCGCAUAUGAAUGACAAAAGUCACUGCAAGCUCUUCACAGACGGAGAUGCUGCCCUGGAAUUUGCAGACUUCUACGAUUUCAGAAGCUCAUACCCUGACUAUCAGGAAGAUGACGAUGUGGAGAUGUCUGAUGAAGUGCCGUCAGGCAAGAACUUGGAGUAUAAUGAGGAAACUAUGCAAUUGAUUUUACCUUCUGGUGUCAGUAUUGGUCACCGUUCCUUGAUGAGAUACUACAAGCAAAGGUUUGGUUCCUCGAGAGCUGUUGCAGUCUCAAAAAAUAAACACGCCAUAGGAAGAGUAUUGAAGCAGUAUCGAGCCCUUGGCUGGACAAGCAGCAUUGGAUCAGUAAUGGCCUGCGAGCGUGACAUGCAGUAUGUCCAGAGGAUGAAAGCAAAGUGGAUGCUGAAGACCGGCAUGCAGAAUAAUGCCACCAAGCAAAUGCACUUCCGCAACCAAGUCCGGUUCUGAGAGAACCAAUGGGAAUGCUUCAAAGUUUGAGUUUGGCUUUUUCUGUUGACAAGAGAAUGGAGAAUCCAGUAAUUGAGAACUGUGGUAAUGAAGGGGGCAGUCAUGCCUUACCAGUGACUGCGCAUAUGCUGCUAUCCCAAAAUCUUUUUAGGGGGAUCAUCUAGUUCAUGCAAACACUGCUUGUCACACUUCAAAUUAAUAAAAUUUAUUGACAUCAAAAAC